This is a messenger RNA of Phlebotomus papatasi, 4735 nucleotides long. It is a transcript of the gene Frl, whose product is annotated as formin-like protein. Lineage: Eukaryota; Metazoa; Arthropoda; Insecta; Diptera; Psychodidae. Gene Ontology annotation, biological process: regulation of cell shape; actin nucleation; cell migration. Gene Ontology annotation, cellular component: cytosol; actin filament. The transcript is spliced from 10 exons. Gene Ontology annotation, molecular function: small GTPase binding; actin filament binding; microtubule binding. The record is from RefSeq and is a predicted model, not a curated record. The coding region runs from base 588 to 3821 and encodes 1077 amino acids.
UAGAAGAAAUUUAUAGCAGUUGGAUUGCGGCAGUCAAAGCGUAAACAUCGUGUGAACAUUCCCGUGCUGCCUCUUCAUGUAACAGUCCAUAUUUCCCUUGAAAUUAAACAAAAAGUGCUCCCAAAGGUGUUUCAGUGACCCCAUGAGGUGCCUUCAUGUGGUGGAGAGUGGAAAAUUGUGAAAUUUGGGGCCGACCUGUUGAUAUUAACGCCAUUGUUUCAGGAGGAGAGUCGUAGGAGGCUCUGGAGUGCGUCCAUUGGAAUUGUUUUAAUGUCGCUCAAAAGUGCUCAAAUCUUGUGAUUUAUAUUUUGUGUUGUCUGUAAUUAUUUGAUAUUUGCUAUUAAAUUGCUCUGAGAGCCCAGACCAUUCCGAUAGGGACUAUCCGGUUUGGCUGGGGCGUGUGUUGGGGUAUAGGAAAGAGACGGGACAGGAGACAGAGGAAAAAAUUCUUUUGGAGGAGCCAACUAUGGAGCAUGUCUGUGAACAAAGGCGAGAGACGUUCAUGAGUCAUCUCGCAGACUUUUGCCACAGCGCGUGAUGUGCAUUCGUGAAAGUGAAAUUUGCAAUAAAUUGCCAAAGUGCUGACGAUGGGUAUUUCGGCGUCUAGGACGCCCGAUGGGCACCAAUCUGUGGAGACCACAACAAUCCAUCGGGAUGAGAUCAGCUACAUGAAGCACCACCACAACAGUCACCACAUCCGCCAGCCCAGCGUCCGACGAAGUUGCCAGCCAAUGCCGGAUCGCAAUGAACUGGAGAGGAGAUUCACCAAAGUUCUCGCAUCAAUGGAUUUACCACCGGAUAAAGCGAAAUUGCUGAAGAAUUAUGAUGAUGAGAAAAAAUGGGACAUUAUAUGUGAUCAGGAAAUGGUCCAUGCAAAAGAUCCACCGUCACACUAUUUGACCAAAUUGAGAACAUAUUUGGAUCCAAAAGCUUCACGAAGUCACAGGAAGAGAAAAAUUGUGGGUGAGUCAACGUCGACACAAGUUUUGAGAGAUUUGGAGAUAUCACUGAGGACGAAUCAUAUUGAGUGGGUGAAGGAGUUUCUUGAUGAGGAGAAUCAGGGUUUAGAUGCACUUAUAGACUACUUGAGUUUUCGUUUGUCCAUGAUGCGCCAUGAGCAACGAAUCCAAGAGGCGAGGAAUGAGAGUGAAGAGACAUUGAAUACAACGGUGAACUCGGGUAUGCUAUCGUCAACAUCAAAUGCUGCCGGGAGUAAUGAACUGACGCCUACAAGUGGAAAUUGUGGUGGUAGUCGGCAGCAGCAGCCACAGCAGCCGAAUGGCUUCAUAAGGCCUGGAUUGGGAGAUUUGAUUGAUAGUCCAAGUAUCAAAAGGCGUUCUAGGCACAUUGCAAAGCUGAAUAUGGGCGCCUCCACCGAUGACAUUCACGUGUGCAUCAUGUGUUUGCGUGCAAUAAUGAAUAACAAGUAUGGCUUCAAUAUGGUUAUCCAGCAUCGUGAAGCAAUCAACUGCAUCGCUCUAAGUCUCAUUCACAAGUCACUGAGAACGAAGGCACUUGUGUUGGAACUUUUGGCGGCAAUUUGCCUCGUCAAGGGUGGUCACGAAAUCAUCUUGUCGGCUUUCAACAAUUUCAAAGAAGUUUGCCAUGAGACAAAACGCUUUCAGACCCUAAUGGAAUAUUUCAUCAACUAUGAACUCUUUAAUAUUGACUUCAUGGUAGCAUGUAUGCAAUUUGUAAAUAUUGUUGUACACUCAGUUGAGGAUAUGAACUAUCGUGUUCAUCUCCAAUAUGAAUUCACUGCCCUGGGACUCGAUGGGUAUUUGGAGAAGUUGCGACUGACGGAAUCGGAAGAGUUGCAAGUCCAAAUAUCGGCAUAUUUGGACAAUGUGUUCGAUGUGGCUGCCCUGAUGGAGGACAGUGAGACGAAGACGGCGGCCCUUGAGAGGGUGCAGGAUUUGGAAGAUGAUUUGGGUAGGGCAUUGGAUCGUGUGGCAGAGACAGAAAGGGAGUUUAUGUACAAAUUGGCCGAAUUGGAGUCGGAAUUGGCGAGGGUGCGCAGUGAAUGUGACGAGAUGCAGCAGAAAGCCCGUCAGACGGAUGAAGAGGUGUCGACGCUGCGGAAAGUGCUGAAGCAGCGUGAAGAAGAGUCACGGAUAAUGCAGAAGUGUCAACAGGAGAUUCAGCAAAAGAUGCCAUCAGCUGAGGCACCUCAAGCACCACCAAUUCCUCCACCGCCACCGCCUGCUGCCCUUACGCCUCCACCGCCAAUUGCACCACCCUGCCCUCCGCCUCCGCCACCAAGCAACGUGAGAAAUGUUGGCAGAGCCUCACCCUUCAUCCCGUCACCACCGCCUCCGAUUGCCGGACAAAUGCAGGCACCCGAUGGCGCGAUGACAAUCAAGAGGAAGGUUCAGACGAAAUACAAACUCCCCACGCUCAAUUGGGUAGCACUGAAACCAAAUCAGGUGAGAGGGACCAUUUUCAAUGAUUUGGACGACGAGAGAUUGUACAAACAAAUCAAUUUUGUGGAAUUUGAGGAAAAGUUCAAAAUUGGCCAAGGGGGACCAUAUGCCAAUGGCAAUUCAGAAUUGGAUGGUCUCACGUCAUUUCCCAGCAAACGCUUCAAGAAGCCUGAGAAUGUUUCAGUUCUUGAGCACACAAGACUACGGAAUAUCGCAAUUUCACGGCGAAAGCUCGAAAUGCCCGCUGAAAUGGUAAUUAGAGCUAUAAAUAAUUUGGAUUUGAAGCAAUUGUCGCUGGAAAAUGUGGAAAUACUGCAGAAGAUGGUACCAACGGAGCAGGAAGUUAAGGCCUACAGGGAGUACAUUGGGGAGAAGAAGGACUUGAAUCUACUGACGGAUGAGGACAAAUUCAUGAUGCAAUUGGCAAAAGUUGAGAGAAUAUCCUCAAAAUUGUCCAUUAUGAACUACAUUGGAAAUUUCUUCGAUAGCAUUCAUCUAAUAAGUCCGCAAAUCUAUGCGAUUAUUAAUGCAUCGAGUUCAGUGAAGAGUUCAAAGAAGUUAAAGGCAGUUUUGGAGAUUAUUCUGGCUUUUGGGAAUUACAUGAAUAGCAGUAAACGUGGUCCUGCGUAUGGAUUCAAACUUCAGAGUCUCGAUACACUGUUAGACACAAAAUCCACAGAUAAGAGGACAUGCCUUUUGCACUAUAUUGUGGCUACGAUGCGACAAUCAUUUCUGGAUUUGCUCAAUUUUGACACUGAACUCUUUUGCAUUGACAAAGCGGCUCAGGUGUCGCUGGAGAAUGUCAUAACGGAUGUUCAUGAGCUGGAAAAGGGAAUGGAAGCGGUGAGGAAGGAAGCUGAAUUGCGUGGAAAGGGACCACAUAAUCAUGUUCUUAGGGAUUUUCUCAAUAAUUCAGAGGAGAAAUUGAAGAAGAUUAAGAUUGAUGCAAAGAGUGCUCAGGAUUCCUUUAAGGAAUGUGUUGAAUUUUUUGGGGAAUCUUCAAGGAGUACAGAUGCCAAUACUUUCUUCUCGUUGCUUGUACGUUUUGUCAGGGCAUUUAAGACGGCAGAUCAAGAGAAUGAGCAACGGAGACGAUUGGAACAGGCAGCAGCUCUGGCGGCUAGCAAGAAGGAGAAUGAAGAGGUCGUCCUACGCAAUAAAAUCAACAAUCAGAAGAAGCAACAGGAGGCGGUAAUAAAUGAGUUGAAAAGUAAGACAAAUGCUGUGCGCGAGAAGAAACUCCUGCAGCAGGAUGAAGUGUACAAUGGGGCUCUGGAGGACAUUCUGCUGGGCCUCAAGAGUGAACCAUACAGAAGGGCAGAUGCUGUGAGGCGCAGUCAACGUCGGAGGAUCGAUAGUCAUCGUCUGUCUCGGACAAUGGAAGAGAUGGAUGUGUAAAUUGUGGCUAAUUGGUAUUCUCUGGAGGGGGAAGAAGAAUGGAAGAAAAAUUCCUUUGAAAAAAAAAAAAUGUGCAAAAUCCAUUCCAAAAUCAAUAUUAUAACUCUCCAAUAUUUCAACGAUGGGGCCUUGGAUGAAAAGACAAAGAAUUUUUUUUUUACAAAAUGCAACAAAAACUUUUUGAUAAAGAUUUUGCCAGACUCUAAAAUGAAGAAUUCUCAAUUUUUUUCGCUGAGAAUUGAAGAGCACCUCUUGAUAUUUCUUUUCUCAAGUGUUUUUUUUUAUAUUAAACAAUUUAUACAAUAAAAAUUAUAUUUAUUAUAUAAAUUUUUAUACUAUGCGCAAUUUACACCAGAUGAACAAGCAAGAAAAAAAACGCACCUAUUGAACCAUGACAACAAGUGUUUUGACUUUUUACACGUAACUUUAAUGAUAAGGCAUUAAAGUAGAUGAAAAAGCAUGUAAAUGUAUCGCUUAGGUAAUUUCUAUCUCAGUUUAAGGGAUUUUAUUAUUAAUUUAAGAUGUUUAGUGAAAUGGCGAGACGAUGGUGGGGAAAGUGAGUUGAAUUUGGUGUGAGAUGAAAAAUAAAAGAAUUACAAGGAAUAUUGUUAGUGUGUUAGAUGAAAAAACAAUUGAAAAAUGAAUGUGAUAAAAAUGAUACGAGAUAUUUCAUGAAAGAAUUUGUUAAGUAAGCAGAAAAAAAAGUUAAUUUUUUGAUUGAAUGGAGAAGAAAAAAAAUCUGCAAAAAGUAACAAUUAUCAACUCUGUAGUCGCAUAUUUUUUAUAAGCAUUAUAAAUAACUCCACCUUUAUUUCUCGCAAGAAGCAUAUUUUUUACAUAUAGAAUAGACUGGUGCUUUAUAGUGGAGAAAGAAUAUUGCAGUGAAUAAAAUUAUUGCUGGAAUAUCGAUCAAA